This is a messenger RNA of Meloidogyne enterolobii, 661 nucleotides long. NCBI's taxonomy places the organism in Eukaryota, Metazoa, Nematoda, Chromadorea, Rhabditida, Meloidogynidae. The record is from the annotation of a GenBank genome assembly.
AUGGAUUUAUCAAAGUGGAAUAUAUUUAUUUUUAAUUUAAAUCAAACAGAAAUAUUGGACAGAUUAGCUGACUAUUAUAUAGAAGGGCUAACAAAUUUAGACGAAGAUGCUAAUUUAAAAAUAUUUUAUAGUGCUUCUAUACUUGCACAAACAUAUUUUAUAGAUGAACCAAAAGAAAAAUUAAAUAAAACAAAAAAGAAUAAAAAAAAUAAGAAAAAGGCUUUAAAAAAUCAAAAGUUUGACGAAGAUAGUUGGAUUAGUUAUAAAAAAGAGAUGUUUUUAAGAGUAGAUUCCUUAAUUGAUAAGGAUUUGGGAUAUUGUACUUCUGUAGGGAUUGGAGAAUUAAAUUUUCUAUAUUAUCAAAGAAAUUUUAGCACAAUGAUGGACACAGAAUUUAAUUUGGUUAUUUUUUCAUUAAUUUAUUCUUUAAAUUAUAAAAAAAUAAAUUACUUCAAAUGCUCUAAUUCUGUGUUGAGCUUAUUUGUGUCGUGAUCAGAUAUUAUUUUUCUAUAUACGAUUUUCAAAUUUUUAUAAAUUUGGACGAUUUUUUAUUUAACCCUGCUAGGAAUGAUUGGAAAAAUAAUGGGUAAUUGAAUAAAGUAGAGAUUAGAUUAGGAAUAUACGGAGAUUGCCGGACACAGAUUCGACCAUAAUUAGCACG